Messenger RNA from Bradysia coprophila, 976 nucleotides. RefSeq names its product microfibril-associated glycoprotein 4-like. Gene Ontology annotation, molecular function: protein-macromolecule adaptor activity; extracellular matrix structural constituent. Gene Ontology annotation, biological process: fibrinolysis; blood coagulation, common pathway; blood coagulation. Gene Ontology annotation, cellular component: fibrinogen complex. The record is from RefSeq and is a predicted model, not a curated record. NCBI's taxonomy places the organism in Eukaryota, Metazoa, Arthropoda, Insecta, Diptera, Sciaridae.
CAUGACAUGAUAUAAAUGCUGAGCUCAAACUUGAAAGACACAGAGUUCUUUGUGAGAAUGAUUUCCGUUGUUGUUGUGCUACUCAUCGCUAGCUUUGUUGCGGGUCAAUCUGCUCGAGAAUUUUUUUGUGAAUUCAAAAGCGAUGGAGUGUUCGAACAGAAUGUGGAACAAAGUCUAUUACAUCUAAAUGAAGGUCCAUUCAUUUACUUUGACGAUUGUGAAGAUGCACUCAAGAAAGGAUUUACGCUUAGCGGCGUCUAUCGCAUCAAACCCAAAUCUUCGUUUAGACCGUUCCAAGUGUGGUGUGACAUGGAAUCGGAAAGUGGUGGAUGGACUCUCAUUCAAGUCAGAUAUGAUGGAUUGACUGAUUUCUUCAGAAACUGGGUGGAAUAUCGGAAUGGAUUUGGCCGCGUUGAUGGUGAUCAUUGGCUUGGAAAUAAUUUUAUUCAUCAAUUGACGGAAAACAAUGAUUAUCAGCUGAAGAUUGAAGUGACUGGCUUCCAAGAUAAUGAGUUUGCUUUCGCCAAAUACUCUCCAUUCCACAUUGGAUCGGAAGACGAAAACUAUAGACUCUACAUUGGAAAUUUCAGUAGUGAAGGGCAAAUUAGUGAUUCGCUCUCGUCUCAUAAUGGAUCUAUGUUCUCAACGAAAGACAACGACAACGAUGAUUGGCCAGCUAACUGUGCUGAGAGAUUCAAAGGAGCUUGGUGGUACCGUGGAUGUUAUCAGUCUAACCUUAAUGGCAUUUGGAUGAGCAAACAACGUUCUAUUGCAGUCAGAGGUCCACAAACGGUUGACAACGAAAUUGGUAUAAAUUUUCGAAAUGUUUUCAACGUAUAUUUUUACAGUUUGAAAAGCGUUGAAAUGAAAGUAAAGAAGUUGAGGCGUACAUGAUUAAAUUGUCAGUGUAUUUUAACAAAACAACUAUGAAUCUUCAUCUUUAUUUAUUGUGGAAAUACAUUAGAGGCCAAAUCUA